This is a messenger RNA of Cuscuta europaea, 875 nucleotides long. The record is from the annotation of a GenBank genome assembly. Lineage: Eukaryota; Viridiplantae; Streptophyta; Magnoliopsida; Solanales; Convolvulaceae.
UUCAAGUAAGAAAUUUCUCAUUAGUAACUUUAAUAGUUACAAAAUGGUGGAUUCUCGUCCGGUCAUGGAACAAUUUCAUGAGAUUCAACGUUUGUAUGAUCAACUUUUGAUUCAUAACAUGCAUGUAAAUGAAACCUUUGCGGUUGGUUCUAUAAUCGACAAAUUACCACCUUCAUGGAAGGAAGUGAAAAAUAGCCUCAAACGCAAAAAGGAGGAUUUGUCAAUGGAGCAACUUGGUCGCCGACUUCAAAUUGAAGAAGGCAUUAAGUUGCAUGAAGGUGACAAUGGUAAAAAGAACGACCUUCCAAUUUCCUCUAUAAAUGUUAUGGAGGAGGGACAGUCAAGUGGGACUAAGAAAAAUAAAAAACGUCCCGGGAAAUUCACCAAAGGUUCCAAGUUUCAAAAGAAGUCGAAAGAUAAGAAAGUAGGCUCUUGUUGGGAAUGUGGUGGUCCACAGUUCAAGAGGGACUGCCCGAAGGUGAAGAAGAAGAAGGCCCAAUCGAACGGCCAUCCAAAUGGUGGCCAAGAUAACCAAGGAUGAUGAAUCUUGGUGGAUCGACACCGGAGCAACAAGGCAUGUAUGUAAAGAUAGGCAAUCUUUUAAGACUUUAAAAGAGUUGCAAGAGGGGCCAAUCUUAUACAUGGGAAAUGACUCUACUGUGCAAAUUCAAGGAAUUGGGCAAGUAGAGUUGGAAUUAUCUUCCGGAAAGAAAUUAAUUCUUAAUGAUGUGUACUUUGUACCACAAAUCCGGAAAAAUCUUGUCUCCGGUGGGAUCCUAAAUAACUUUGGGUUUAAACUUAGCUUUGAAGCAAAUAAGUUUAUUUUAUCUAAGGGUGGUGUAUUUGUUGGCCAAGGUUUCUAUUGUAAUGGCAUG